Messenger RNA from Oncorhynchus kisutch (coho salmon), 1339 nucleotides. Its product is annotated as tryptase-2-like. Lineage: Eukaryota; Metazoa; Chordata; Actinopteri; Salmoniformes; Salmonidae. Gene Ontology annotation, molecular function: serine-type endopeptidase activity. The record is from RefSeq and is a predicted model, not a curated record. The coding region runs from base 81 to 785 and encodes 234 amino acids. The transcript has 5 exons. Gene Ontology annotation, biological process: proteolysis.
UCUAUAAAGCUGGACAUCAGUCAGUCAGUGUCUAUCCAUCAAACAGCCGUCUGGUUGGUUGGAUACUGACAGGAAAAGCUAUGGGUUUUUGGGGACUACUGUCUGUAAUUUUGCUGGUCCAGGAUGCUGCAGAGUCGUUUGUGCCCCAGGCUCGGAGCUCUAUUGUGGGGGGAAAGGAUGCUCAAAAGGGCAGAUGGCCGUGGAUAGUCUACCUUUUAAUCACGGAUGAUACAGGCUUCUUUAGCUGUGGCGGAUCCCUCCUUACUGAGGAAUGGGUGCUCACCGCUGCACACUGUGUUGACCCUCACCCACAGUACCAGCGUUUGGCCCAGCUGCACAACAUCGCUUUGGUGAAGAUGAGUGAAAAGGUGUCCUUUUCCUCCCUGGUGAAGCCCAUGCCCCUGCCCAAACCGAGUGAUGCCUUUCGCCCAAGGUUGAAGUGCUUCGUCGCUGGCUGGGGCGAAGUCGGGAACAAUGUGGAAUUGUCUGGUAAUAGGACCCUCCAGGAGCUGGAGUUGUCCAUCGUGAAAAAGAGCACCUGUAAGAAAGAUUUUCCGGGCCUCACUGACAACAUGCUGUGUGCUGGCUCCAUGAAAGAAGGGAAAUACUCCUGUCAGGGGGACUCUGGUGGGCCGUUGAUUUGUCGCUCAUCUGGUGUGUUGGUCCAGGUGGGAAUCGUGAGUUUUGGGCAUAUCAAUGGCUGUGCUUUGAAAGACUUCCCUGUAGUCUACACCCGUGUGAUCCCCUACAUGGACUUCAUCCGCGAGACUAUAACCUCAGACUGACAGGCUUCUGCUGAGUCCUAGGUCACCAUGAAACACUGUCUGUUUACAGUCCAUAUCCGCCUCUCGCUCUGUCUUCCCUUUCUCUUCAGUUCCCUUUUGAGCCAAAGUCCUUACUUGAGAAGGAAGUGAUUUAAAAUGACAAGAUAUUGGUAUUGAUUGUGAAUUACUUUGUGGUUGUAUUCUUUACCAGACCUUUAAAUUAUUUUCAAAUAUAUUUAGAAGUAUUUAGUCAACUCUUCCUUGAAAAUACAAGAUGUUGAAUCUGUAUUUGAAAUGUUUAUUUGAAAUAUUUAAGUACUCUAUGCAUUUGAAACCAGAUCUGUUUGAACACAGGGGUAUUUGUAAAUGAUUUGGAAACAAGUAAUUUAAAAUAGUUUAAAAUAUAAUGUAUAGAAAAUUAUUAGAAAAUAUACAGAAAAUACAUAUUUAAAAUAUAAAUACUUUAAUGAACAUGUAUUUGAACCCAGGUCUGUUGUAAAAAAAAGAAAUGUUCAAUGAUUUACUGGCUAUGUCCUUUUCAAUAGUAGCUCCUUAGUAAACUGCAAGCAUCAACC